Messenger RNA from Rattus rattus (black rat), 6188 nucleotides. RefSeq names its product MAP kinase activating death domain (gene Madd). Gene Ontology annotation, biological process: regulation of Rab protein signal transduction; regulation of apoptotic process. NCBI's taxonomy places the organism in Eukaryota, Metazoa, Chordata, Mammalia, Rodentia, Muridae. The transcript has 37 exons. Bases 336 to 5279 code for a protein of 1647 amino acids. Gene Ontology annotation, molecular function: guanyl-nucleotide exchange factor activity. The record is from RefSeq and is a predicted model, not a curated record. Gene Ontology annotation, cellular component: cytosol.
CACAGCGAUAGGUGUGUGCGUAGCCGACUUUCCUCCCUGGGUUCCACUUGGUGCAGCCCCGUCCCCCGGGCGGCGAAUGGUACCGCCCCAGCCCCCUCAGCCUCCCCCUCCGGCAUCAGGUCUGAGUGGUACGCGCCCCCCGGUGCAGACGCGGAACUGGCGCCCGCUCGCCGCGGCGCUGGGCUAGGAAGCGACGGGCGCUUCGCGGUUCGGAGACGUCCGGCGGGCCUGGCAGGUUCCUCGGAGAGUAGAUUUUAUCAAGAUUCCUCCCGGGAACGCUGACUCCUUGCUCAGUGCCCUGAAGUCUCUCUGCGAUGAACUGAUACAUCGGAACCAUGGUGCAAAAGAAGUUCUGCCCUCGGUUACUUGACUAUCUAGUGAUCGUAGGGGCCAGGCAUCCAAGCAGUGACAGCGUGGCUCAGACUCCUGAACUUCUGCGGAGGUACCCACUAGAGGACCACCCGGAGUUUCCCCUGCCCCCAGACGUGGUGUUCUUCUGCCAGCCAGAGGGAUGUCUGAGCGUGCGGCAACGGCGCAUGAGCCUCCGAGAUGAUACCUCUUUUGUCUUCACCCUAACCGAUAAGGACACUGGAGUCACCCGUUAUGGCAUCUGUGUCAACUUCUACCGUUCCUUCCAAAAGCGAAUGCCAAAGGAAAAGGCAGAAGGCGGAGCAGGACCCCGUGGGAAGGAAGGAGCUCAUGCCCCCUGUGCCUCAGAAGAGGCCGCCACCGAGAGCUCAGAGAGUGGCUCAACCUUGCAGCCUCCUAGUGCUGACUCCACUCCUGACGUAAACCAGUCUCCUCGGGGCAAACGUAGGGCAAAAGCGGGCAGCCGCUCCCGAAACAGUACUCUGACAUCCCUGUGUGUGCUUAGCCACUACCCUUUCUUCUCUACCUUCAGAGAGUGUCUGUAUACUCUCAAACGUCUGGUAGACUGCUGUAGUGAACGGCUCCUAGGCAAGAAACCGGGCAUCCCUCGAGGUGUACAAAGGGACACCAUGUGGCGAAUCUUUACUGGAUCACUGCUAGUGGAGGAGAAGUCCAGUGCCCUUCUGCAUGACCUUCGAGAGAUCGAGGCCUGGAUCUAUCGGUUGCUACGCUCCCCGGUGCCUGUCUCUGGGCAGAAGCGAGUGGACAUUGAGGUCCUACCCCAGGAAGUGCAGCAGGCCCUGACAUUUGCUCUUCCAGAUCCAUCCCGGUUCACCCUUGUAGAUUUCCCUCUUCACCUUCCCUUGGAACUUCUGGGUGUAGAUGCUUGUCUUCAGGUGCUAACCUGCAUCCUGUUGGAGCACAAGGUGGUGCUACAGUCUCGAGACUACAACGCACUCUCCAUGUCUGUGAUGGCGUUUGUGGCAAUGAUCUACCCCCUGGAGUACAUGUUCCCUGUCAUCCCGCUGCUUCCUACCUGCAUGGCUUCGGCAGAGCAGCUACUCUUGGCUCCAACCCCAUAUAUCAUUGGAGUUCCUGCCAGCUUCUUCCUCUAUAAGCUAGACUUCAAAAUGCCUGAUGACGUGUGGCUGGUGGAUCUGGACAGCAACAGGGUGAUUGCCCCCACUAAUGCAGAAGUGCUACCCAUCCUGCCAGAACCGGAAUCAUUAGAGCUGAAAAAACACUUAAAGCAGGCUCUAGCCAGCAUGAGUCUCAACACCCAGCCCAUUCUUAAUCUGGAGAAAUUCCAUGAGGGCCAGGAGACACCACUUCUCUUGGGAAGGUUUUCUAAUGACCUUCAGUCUACACCUUCCACUGAAUUCAACCCACUCAUUUAUGGCAAUGAUGUAGAUUCAGUUGAUGUUGCAACGAGAGUGGCCAUGGUUCGUUUCUUCAACUCUGCUAACGUGCUGCAGGGCUUUCAGAUGCACACACGUACCCUGCGACUCUUCCCCCGGCCCGUGGUUGCCUUCCAAGCUGGCUCCUUUCUGGCCUCACGCCCCCGGCAGACCCCCUUUGCUGAGAAACUGGCCAGGACUCAAGCUGUGGAGUACUUUGGAGAAUGGAUCCUGAACCCUUCUAACUAUGCCUUCCAGCGGAUUCACAACAAUACGUUUGAUCCAGCCCUCAUUGGUGACAAGCCUAAGUGGUACGCUCACCAGCUGCAGCCCAUCCACUAUCGAGUCUAUGACAGCAAUUCUCAGCUGGCUGAGGCCCUGAGUGUGCCACCGGAGCGUGAUUCUGAGUCUGACCCCACUGAUGACAGCGGCAGUGACAGCAUGGACUAUGAUGACUCAAGCUCUUCUUACUCCUCCCUGGGAGACUUCGUCAGUGAAAUGAUGAAGUGUGACAUCAAUGGCGACACUCCCAAUGUGGAUCCUCUGACGCAUGCGGCCCUGGGAGACGCCAGUGAAGUAGAGAUUGAUGAGCUGCAGCCCCAGAAGGAGGGAGAGGAGCCUGGCCCAGACAGUGAGAACUCUCAGGAGAACCCUCCCCUGCGCUCCAGCUCCAGUACCACUGCCAGCAGUAGCCCUAGCACCGUCGUCCACGGCGCCCACUCUGAACCUGCUGAUUCUACAGAGGUGGGAGAUAAGGCAGCAACAGGCAUCUCCAAGCCCCUCCCUCCUGUGCCUCCCAGCAUUUGCAAAUCUACUGUGGACAGGAGACAGACAGAGACUGGAGAGGGGUCAGUGUGCCAGCGAACCUACGACCAUCCAUAUUUUGAGCCCCAAUAUGGCUCCCCCGCUGAGGAAGAUGAUGACGAGCAGGGGGAGAGCUACACGCCCCGGUUCAGCCAACAUGCCAGUGGCAGUCGGGCUCAAAAGCUGCUGCGGCCCAACAGCUUGAAGCUGGCCAGUGACUCAGACGCAGAGUCAGACUCCCGAGCAAGCUCUCCCAACUCCACCGUCUCUAACAACAGCACCGAGGGCUUCGGGGGCAUCAUGUCUUUUGCUAGCAGCCUGUAUCGGAACCAUAGUACAAGCUUCAGCCUUUCAAACCUCACACUGCCCACCAAAGGUGCCCGAGAGAAGACUACACCAUUCCCCAGCCUGAAAGUAUUUGGGCUAAAUACUCUAAUGGAGAUUGUUACUGAAGCCGGCCCUGGGAGUGGUGAAGGAAACAGGAGGGCCUUAGUGGACCAGAAAUCCUCUGUCAUUAAACACAGCCCAACUGUGAAAAGAGAACCUCCAUCACCGCAGGGCCGGUCCAGCAAUUCUAGCGAGAACCAACAGUUCCUGAAGGAGGUGGUUCACAGUGUGCUGGAUGGCCAGGGAGUCGGCUGGCUCAACAUGAAAAAGGUGCGCCGGCUGCUGGAGAGUGAGCAGCUCCGAGUCUUUGUACUGAGCAAGCUGAAUCGUGCAGUGCAGUCAGAGGAUGAUGCCCGGCAGGAUGUCAUCCAGGAUGUGGAGAUCAGUCGGAAGGUGUACAAGGGAAUGCUAGACCUCCUCAAGUGCACAGUCCUCAGCCUCGAGCAGUCCUAUGCCCAUGCUGGUCUGGGUGGCAUGGCCAGCAUCUUUGGGCUUUUGGAGAUUGCCCAGACCCAUUACUAUAGUAAAGAACCAGACAAACGCAAGAGAAGUCCAACAGAGAAUGUAAAUACCCCAGUUGGCAAGGAUCCUGGUCUGGCUGGGCGGGGGGACCCAAAGGCAAUGGCUCAGCUAAGGGUCCCUCAGCUGGGUCCUCGGGCACCAAGUGCUACAGGAAGGGGUCCUAAAGAACUGGACACCAGAAGUUUAAAGGAAGAGAAUUUUGUAGCGUCUGUGGAAUUGUGGAACAAGCACCAGGAAGUGAAAAAGCAAAAGGCUUUGGAAAAACAGAGGCCAGAGGUCAUCAAGCCUGUCUUUGACCUGGGAGAGACUGAGGAGAAAAAGUCCCAGAUCAGCGCAGACAGUGGUGUGAGCCUGGCAUCCGCUUCCCAGAGGACUGAUCAAGACUCUGUCAUCGGUGUGAGUCCAGCUGUUAUGAUCCGAAGCUCAAGUCAGGAUUCUGAAGUUAGCACCGUGGUGAGUAACAGUUCAGGAGAGACCCUCGGAGCAGACAGUGACCUGAGCAGCAAUGCAGGUGAUGGGCCAGGAGGCGAAGGCAGUGCCCACUUGGCAAGUUCUCGGGCUACUCUGUCUGACAGUGAAAUUGAAACCAAUUCUGCUACAAGCACCAUCUUUGGUAAAGCCCAUAGCUUGAAGCCAAAGGAGAAGCCAGCUAGUAGUCCAGUUCGCUCUUCCGAAGACGUAAGCCAGCGAGUCUAUCUCUAUGAGGGACUACUAGGAAGGGACAAAGGAUCCAUGUGGGACCAGUUAGAGGAUGCUGCUAUGGAGACCUUUUCUAUAAGCAAAGAGCGGUCUACUUUAUGGGACCAAAUGCAGUUCUGGGAAGAUGCGUUCCUAGAUGCUGUGAUGUUGGAAAGAGAAGGAAUGGGUAUGGACCAGGGCCCUCAGGAAAUGAUCGACAGGUACCUGUCCCUAGGAGAGCAUGACCGGAAGCGCCUGGAGGAUGAUGAAGAUCGCUUACUGGCCACACUCUUACACAACCUCAUAUCCUAUAUGCUCCUGAUGAAGGUGAACAAGAACGACAUCAGGAAGAAAGUACGGCGCCUAAUGGGAAAGUCCCACGUUGGGCUGGUGUACAGUCAACAAAUCAAUGAGGUGCUCGAUCAGCUGACCAACCUGAAUGGGCGUGAUCUCUCCAUCCGAUCCAGUGGCAGCCGGCACAUGAAGAAGCAGACGUUCGUUGUGCACGCAGGGACAGACACAAAUGGAGAUAUCUUUUUCAUGGAAGUGUGUGACGACUGUGUGGUCUUACGUAGUAACAUCGGGACAGUGUACGAGCGCUGGUGGUAUGAGAAGCUUAUCAACAUGACCUACUGUCCCAAGACCAAGGUCCUGUGCUUAUGGCGUAGAAAUGGCUCUGAGACCCAGCUCAACAAGUUCUAUACCAAGAAGUGUCGGGAGCUGUACUACUGUGUGAAGGACAGCAUGGAGCGUGCGGCUGCCCGGCAACAAAGCAUCAAACCCGGGCCUGAACUAGGUGGUGAGUUCCCUGUGCAGGACAUGAAGACUGGAGAGGGUGGCUUGCUUCAGGUCACCCUGGAAGGGAUCAAUCUCAAGUUCAUGCAUAACCAGGAGCGGAAGGUUUUCAUAGAGCUGAAUCACAUUAAAAAGUGCAAUACAGUUCGAGGCGUCUUUGUCCUGGAAGAAUUUGUUCCUGAAAUUAAAGAAGUGGUGAGCCACAAGUACAAGACUCCAAUGGCCCACGAGAUCUGCUAUUCUGUGUUGUGUCUCUUCUCGUAUGUGGCCGCAGUUCGUAGCAGUGAAGAAGACCUCCGAACCCCACCUCGGCCUGUCUCUAGCUGAUAGAGAGGGGUUACACAGCUGGGCCAGCCCAGGGGUCACCCCUCACCUCUUGCUGCUCCUAAGCGCUGAAGCUGCCUCGACUGAGACAGAGACUGUGUGUGUGUGUGUGUGUGUGUGUGUGUGUGUGUGUGUGUGUGUGUGUGUUCUCUCAAGCUCCUUCCUGUGGUUGAGCUGGUUUCGUUUUGUGUCUGAGUGUGUCCUUGUGUUCAUCUGUCACGGGCUAAGCUGGUCUCAUUACCUUCUCUUCCUACAAUAGCAGACCGGCCUACUGUCCCUCAGGGCUCCAGAGAGUCUGUGUGUGUGUGUGCGUGUCUGUGGGGUCACUGUGAGCACUCUAUUGCCUGUCCUCGCACUGUGGUCCCGUGUCCUUGUCCUUAUCCCUUCCUGUUUAUGGGUCUUCUCUCCAUCCUCUGUGGACUGGCACUGUGGGGCACCUGGGACAGUUCCAGUGGGAAGUGAGAGACACUUGGGGACAGCCUUCCUGGCUGAGGGUCCGGGAGGAGGAGGGAGGAUUCAAAGGAAGCUCAGUAAGUGGCAACCUCUUUGCUUCCUCAAUUCCUAAACUGUGGCUGCAGCUCAUGCUGCUGCCUGUCGCACUCCACCCAUGGGGGAUCCUGAAUGACUGCGUGUGCUGGGCUGGGAUUUUUGCGGUGGUCCUCCUGGCCUGUGGCAUGAGAGGACAGAGGAGUGAGGUGAUGGUGUCCUAGACAGCACCAGCCGCUCUGCCUAAGAGCUGGGGCUAGGUGGGUCAGGGCGGGGCUGAGCCCAGCACGCAUGCCUGUCUGCAGGCAGAGUCUCCUGGCUUCAGUGCUAAGGACUGGACAGGGGGAGAAUGUAAAUAUUUCAGCUCCACAUUAUUUAUAGAAAAAUGUACAGCUGUGUGAUGUGAAAUAAAUGUCCUGAACUCUG